Messenger RNA from Orycteropus afer afer, 2865 nucleotides. The record is from RefSeq and is a predicted model, not a curated record. NCBI's taxonomy places the organism in Eukaryota, Metazoa, Chordata, Mammalia, Tubulidentata, Orycteropodidae.
AUGCCGGUUCGCAGGGGUCACGUCGCGCCCCAAAACACUUACCUGGACACCAUCAUCCGCAAAUUUGAGGGACAGAGUCGUAAAUUCCUGAUUGCCAACGCUCAAAUGGAAAACUGCGCCAUCAUUUACUGCAACGACGGCUUCUGUGAACUCUUCGGCUACUCACGCGUGGAGGUGAUGCAGCGACCAUGUACCUGCGACUUCCUCACAGGCCCCAACACCCCGCGCAGUGCUGUGUCCCGCCUGGCACAGGCCCUACUAGGGGCUGAGGAGUGCAAGGUGGACAUCCUCUACUACCGCAAGGAUGCCUCCAGCUUCCGCUGCCUGGUGGACGUGGUACCCGUGAAGAAUGAGGAUGGGGCCGUCAUCAUGUUCAUCCUCAACUUUGAGGACCUGGCCCAGCUCCUGGCCAAGAGUGGAAGCCACAGCCUGUCCCAGCGUCUGCUGUCUCAGAGCUUCCUGGGGUCUGAGGGCUGUCAUGGCAGGCAAGGCGGACAGGGGCCUGGCACGGGCAGAGUCAAGUACAGGACCAUCAGCCAGAUCCCACAGUUCACGCUCAACUUUGUGGAGUUCAACCUGGAGAAGCACCGUUCGGGCUCUACCACAGAGAUCGAGAUCAUCGCGCCCCACAAGGUGGUGGAACGGACCCAGAACGUCACCGAGAAAGUAACCCAGGUCCUGUCCCUGGGUGCAGACGUGCUGCCGGAGUACAAGCUGCAGGCGCCGCGCAUCCACCGUGGGACCAUCCUGCACUACAGCCCCUUCAAGGCCGUGUGGGACUGGCUCAUCCUGCUGCUGGUUAUCUACACGGCCGUCUUCACGCCCUACUCAGCCGCCUUCCUGCUCAGCGACCAGGACGAGUCCCGGCGUGGCGACUGCGGCUACACCUGCAGUCCGCUCACCGUGGUGGACCUCAUUGUGGACAUCAUGUUUGUUGUGGACAUCAUCAUCAACUUCCGCACCACCUAUGUCAACACCAAUGACGAGGUGGUCAGCCACCCCCGCCACAUCGCCGUCCACUACUUCAAGGGCUGGUUCCUUAUUGACAUGGUGGCCGCCAUCCCCUUUGACCUGCUCAUCUUCCGCACCGGCUCUGAUGAGACGACGACCCUGAUCGGGCUGCUGAAGACAGCGCGCCUGCUGCGGCUGGUGCGCGUGGCACGGAAGCUGGACCGCUACUCGGAGUACGGGGCUGCUGUGCUUUUCUUACUCAUGUGCACCUUCGCGCUCAUUGCACACUGGCUGGCCUGCAUCUGGUACGCCAUUGGCAAUGUGGAGCGGCCCUACCUGGAGCCCAAGAUUGGCUGGCUGGACAGCCUGGGUGCACAGCUCGGCAAGUACUACAAUGGCAGUGAUCCGGCCUCAGGCCCCUCUGUUCAGGACAAGUAUGUCACGGCCCUCUACUUCACCUUCAGCAGCCUCACCAGCGUGGGCUUCGGCAAUGUCUCACCCAACACCAACUCUGAGAAGGUCUUCUCCAUCUGUGUCAUGCUCGUUGGCUCCCUCAUGUAUGCCAGCAUCUUCGGCAACGUGUCGGCCAUCAUCCAGCGCCUGUACUCCGGCACCGCGCGCUACCAUACGCAGAUGCUGCGCGUCAAGGAGUUCAUCCGCUUCCAUCAGAUCCCCAACCCGCUGCGACAGCGCCUGGAAGAGUACUUCCAGCACGCCUGGUCCUACACCAACGGCAUCGACAUGAACGCGGUGCUGAAGGGCUUCCCUGAGUGCCUGCAGGCAGACAUCUGCCUGCACCUGCACCGCGCGCUGCUGCAGCACUGCCCCGCCUUCCGUGGCGCCAGCAAGGGCUGCCUACGCGCGCUCGCCGUCAAGUUCAAGACUACGCAUGCGCCGCCUGGAGACACGCUGGUGCACCUGGGCGACGUGCUCUCCACGCUGUACUUCAUCUCACGCGGCUCCAUCGAGAUCUUGCGCGACGACGUGGUCGUAGCCAUCUUAGGGAAGAAUGACAUCUUCGGGGAGCCUGUUAGCCUCCAUGCCCAGCCGGGCAAGUCCAGCGCAGACGUGCGGGCACUAACAUACUGCGACUUGCACAAGAUCCAGCGGGCAGACCUGCUGGAGGUGCUGGAUCUGUACCCUGCCUUUGCGGACAGCUUCUGGAGUAAGCUAGAGGUCACCUUCAACCUGCGGGACGCAGAUGGGGGUCUCCAGUCAUCACCCCACCAGGCUCUGGGCAGCCAAGAUCACCAAGGCUCCCUCCUCAAUGACAACCUGUCAGGUACAGCCUCAUCCCUGAGCACCUCAGACACGUCUGGCCUCUGGCCUGAGUUGCUGCAGCAAGUGCCCCCAAGGCACAGCCCCCUAAACUCUCAGGCAGGCCCAGAUGGUUGGCCUAGGGAGCUAGCCUCACGGCUUGAGCAGCUCCAGGCCCAGCUGACCAGGCUGGAGUCCCGCACGGCCUCCGACCUCAGCCUCAUCCUGCAGCUCCUUCAACAGCCCCUGCCACAGGACUACCCCAGCUGCAUCUUGGGAGCCCCUGACUCCCAGGACCUGGCCUUGUUUCCUGCAGCCUCAGCGACUCCAAGUCCAGGUCCCAGACUGCCCCAGAGCCAUCUGCCUCCUGAACAGACCCCAAGCUCUGGUGGCUUGGACCAAUGUAGGCCAAUGCACAGGAACUCCUCCAGGAUGCAGCACCUCGUCAUGGCAACGGACAGACCUCUGACAUCAUGCUCAGAGCAGGAGCAGCCCCAGCGGCUCCUGUCACCCUUAGCCUCACCUCUGUGUCCCACAGGGGUACAGGGACUCAUCAGUGGUCCCCGUUUCCCCUCUCUCCCUGAACACCUCAGCUCUGUCCCCAAGCAGCUGGGUUUCCAGAGAUAUGGCUCAGAUCCUGGACUUGCAGGGAGUUAG